Adelges cooleyi (spruce gall adelgid) is the source of this 865-nucleotide messenger RNA. RefSeq names its product phosphatidylinositol N-acetylglucosaminyltransferase subunit H-like. Gene Ontology annotation, biological process: GPI anchor biosynthetic process. The record is from RefSeq and is a predicted model, not a curated record. Lineage: Eukaryota; Metazoa; Arthropoda; Insecta; Hemiptera; Adelgidae. Bases 107 to 643 code for a protein of 178 amino acids. Gene Ontology annotation, cellular component: glycosylphosphatidylinositol-N-acetylglucosaminyltransferase (GPI-GnT) complex. The transcript has 2 exons.
UAUUAUCAUUAAUAUGAUGAUUUAUAUCGUUUAAAAAGUAAUAUAAAUAUUAAACCGUUGAAAUAAAUUUUAUAAAUGUAUGGUGUUGAGUAUUUUAUACUUAUAAAUGUCAACGAUGAAAAUGAAUAUUAUAAAAGUGGACAACCGAAUAAUUUUAAAAUCGUCAACACACGAGCCAUUGAAACAUUCUUGUAUAGAGUACAGUGUGGAAAAGCGUAAAAAAAUGUCCAACGUAGAAUAUAUUGUUAUUGUGAUAAUUUUAUUUGUAGUGAUGUAUACAAUUUUAACUGGUAUAACAUUAUUAUGUUUUAAUACUGUUAUAACCUUGUCAAUUUCAUUACUGUUGAGUUUAAGAGUUUGUUCUAAAGUUCACAAUGAAUCAUUACUCAUUGCAGCACCUAUUGGCUUACAGUUAACCACAACUUACAUUACGGGCCGUCAAAUGGUAUUCUCUCUGCCUUGGACAUGUAUCAGCGAUAUACUAAUUAUUGAUGUUAUCCAUACACAACAAGUUCUUUUCUAUUUAGCAGUGAAAACAUACCAAAAUGGAUUAAUAAUUUUGUUUCAAAAAAGUGCACCCAGAUUACAAUUUUUGGAAAUUAUUUAUAAGGAUGUACAUAAAUUAUUGGAACACAAUAGAUAAUCGUGAAUGUAGGUUAUUAGUUUAAACAUUUUUUAUUUUGUUACAUUGUAAAACUCAUUAUAGGUCCAUUUUGGAAAUACUCUUUUAUAUAAAUUCAUGCAAACUGUGUCUUGAGAUUUGAUUUGACCGUCGAAUCCACAUUUCAUAUGCCCAUGUGUGCCUAUAUUUAUAAAUUUAUAUUUAUUUAUUUAAUAAAAAAAAUUUUAAAAAUUAUACAACAAA